CAUCCAGACAUAAGUCAAAAAGACGUUUUUUCUUCUAGACACAUUUCGACCUUUUACUCGGAAAAUUCCAGUCAGUAUCAAACAUGAGUCCCUUGCUCAGAAUUCUAGUGAUUUUUUUCAUUUUCGGCACCCUAAUUUGCAAAACUCCAAAACCCAAAAAGCCAGAAAAGACUUCAGACGACGAUGAUUAUUCCAGAAUGGACGACUUCUACGAUUCUUCUAGACCGCCUCCCAUCCAACUAGAGGAUAACCCCAAGGAAUGCGCCCAUUCUAGCGUCCGACCACAGAUCAGAAAUCUCAUGAAGAAGUUCUUAGUGACCAAUGAUCAACUCAGGGAAUAUGAAAGAAGGCUCAUUAUCGAUCUGAGGAAAGGGCUGAACAAGCAGACCCACAACACUUCCAUCGUUAAAUGCUUCGUGACCUACAUCCAAGACUUACCUACUGGAAAAGAAACCGGCACCUAUCUGGCCGUUGACCUUGGCGGCACCAACUUCAGGGUGCUAAUGGUGGAGCUUGGGGGCGCUGACCACCUGAAGAUGACGUCCAUGCAGUUCGCGGUGCCACAGGAGAAGAUGUUGGGCACCGGCGAAAACCUGUUCUCCUACCUGGCCGACUGUGUCCAGAUGUUCGUCGAUAAGUACAACCUCAAGACUGGAUCUUACUCCAUGGGCUUCACCUUCAGCUUCCCCCUGGGACAGAAGAGUCUGAACAAGGCCUUGAUAGAGAGAUGGACCAAGGGUUUCAACUGCACCGACGUGGUGGGACACGACGUUGGUAAACUGCUGCAGGACGCCAUUGUGAGGAAGGGGAUGAAAAACAUCAAGAUAAAAGUAGUGAUCAACGACACCACAGGAACUCUGAUAUCGGGAGCCUGGAAGAACCCCGAAUGCAAAAUAGGCCUGAUCAUCGGUACCGGUACCAAUGCCUGCUACGUCGAGAAACAGAAAUGCGCCCAGUUGUUCGACGUCAAGAACCGCGGCUCCGGCAACGUUCUCAUCAAUACCGAGUGGGGCGCUUUCGGCGACGACGGCAGCCUCGACUUCAUCAGGACCAAGUUCGACUUGGAGCUAGACGCGCAAACUAUCAACCCAGGCAGACAGGUGCAUGAGAAAAUGAUAUCCGGUAUGUAUAUGGGUGAAAUAGUUCGAGUUCUCCUGGUCCAAGCUGUAAGAGAUGGUCAACUGUUUGGUGGUAAAGGUUCCAAUUCCCUCUUCACCAGAAACAUGUUCCUGACCAAGUACGUGUCGCAGAUAGAAGCACAGCGAACUGGGUCCCAUGGGAAGUGCAUGCAGAUAUUUGGAGAACUGGGUUUGCCACAUAUAACUGAUGAGGACUGUCUAAACGUGAGAUAUAUCUGCGAGUGCGUUUCUUCCAGAGCAGCCUACAUGGUUUCAGCAGGAAUAUGUGGUCUUAUCAAGAAAAUGGGAGAGAAGAAUGUGGCCGUUGGUAUCGAUGGCUCGGUAUAUCUCCAUCAUCCUCACGUGCAUCGACUGAUGAUGGAAAAGAUCCAAGAGCUUAUUAUUCCAGGUGUUCAGUUCCAACUGAUGGUGUCUAUAGAUGGUAGUGGAAGAGGAGCAGCCCUGGCUGCGGCAGUUGCUGCUAAAUACGAAUGAGAAUGUCGUCUAUUCAAUUUAAAAUGUAAAAAUCACGAUGGUGACGCUUGUAAAGAUGUUUAUGAAUAAAAAGUAAAGUUGA
Molecule: messenger RNA, 1695 nt
Organism: Harmonia axyridis
Lineage: Eukaryota; Metazoa; Arthropoda; Insecta; Coleoptera; Coccinellidae
Product: hexokinase type 2-like
Exons: 9
Coding region: 84-1613 (509 amino acids)
Biological process (GO): glucose 6-phosphate metabolic process; glycolytic process; intracellular glucose homeostasis
Cellular component (GO): mitochondrion; cytosol
Molecular function (GO): mannokinase activity; fructokinase activity; glucokinase activity
Source: RefSeq, a predicted model, not a curated record